This is a messenger RNA of Mustela lutreola (European mink), 6447 nucleotides long. RefSeq names its product zinc finger protein 662 (gene ZNF662). NCBI's taxonomy places the organism in Eukaryota, Metazoa, Chordata, Mammalia, Carnivora, Mustelidae. Gene Ontology annotation, biological process: regulation of transcription by RNA polymerase II. The record is from RefSeq and is a predicted model, not a curated record. Gene Ontology annotation, molecular function: DNA-binding transcription factor activity; RNA polymerase II cis-regulatory region sequence-specific DNA binding. The coding region runs from base 177 to 1601 and encodes 474 amino acids. The transcript has 6 exons.
UGCGGCCCUGGCGAUCGGGGACCCCUUCGGCCCUGCACUCGAGCUGCUACUGGGACAGCCCGCACCGGUCCGGGCGCGCCCGACUGGCGCCAGCAGGGAAAACACACGUGCAGCUGCACAGGCGGGAGCCAAGCGCUGGGGCAGAGGUGUUCACAGAGCGCUGUGCGCCGCGACGAAUGUCCAGCAUUUCCAUGUCCCUGGUUUUUACAGAACUGGUUAUGUUUGAGGAGUUAGUGACCUUCGAGGAUGUGGCUGUCUACUUCUCUGAGAACGAGUGGACCAGCCUGGCUCCCACUCAGAGGGUCCUGUACAGGGAUGUGAUGCUGGAGAAUUAUGGGGCUGUGGCUUCCCUGGCAGUUCCAUUUCCUAAACCGGCUCUGAUUUCCCAGCUGGAACGAGGGGAAGCACCCUGGUGCAAAGCUCCUCAGGGAGCUCUGGACGGAGAGGGCCCGAGGGGCAUCUCCUCAGGAUGUCCAUUUCUAAAGCCUGCUGGGAUCUCCCAUCUUGAGCAGGUGGAAGAGCCAUUGAACCUGAAAUCGCAAGGAGAGGGUCCAAGCCUAAUCUGUACUGAGGGUGUGUUGAAAAGUGAGAAAGAAGAUUGUGCUCUGAAGGAGGAACAUUUUGACGAGCCAAAGGACCACAUGGUGGUAUCACGCAGACCUCGGUGGUAUGGUUCCCAGGAAUUCUGGUUUGGAAAAACCUGUGAGGAGUUAAAAAGCAGGUUAGGGAGAUGGUCUGACUACUCAAAUGGGAGAAGUGUAGAGAACACUGCAAAUGAUAUUAUAGAAGUGAUUGUCAAAGAUGAGAUGGUGUCAGGAGAAGAUAGUUCGGAGAACACUGAUGUGAAUACCCACCUUGUUAUCCAUCAGAAAAUUCUCAGUCAGCGGGUGUUCUAUAUAUGUGAAGAAUGUGGCAAGUGUUUUGAUCAAAAUGAAGACUUUGACCAACAUCAGAGAAUUCAUAAUGGAGAGAAAGUCUAUGGAUGUAAGGAAUGUGGGAAGACAUUCAGUUUUAGAUCACAUUGCAUUGCACAUCAGAGAAUUCACACCGGGUUGAAACCCUAUGUGUGUCAACAAUGUGCUAAAGCCUUUGUUUGGAAAUCAAACCUGAUUCGGCACCAGAGAAUACAUACUGGAGAGAAACCCUUUGAAUGUAAGGAAUGUGGGAAGGGCUUUAGUCAGAACACUAGCCUUACACAACAUCAGCGAAUCCAUACUGGGGAGAAACCAUAUACAUGUAAGGAAUGUGGGAAAAGCUUUACUCGGAACCCAGCCCUACUUCGACAUCAGAGAAUCCACACUGGGGAGAAGCCUUAUGAAUGCACGGACUGUGGGAAAGGCUUCAUGUGGAACUCCGAUCUUGCUCAGCACCAGAGAGUCCACACGGGGGAGAAGCCCCAUGAAUGUACAGACUGUGGGAAAAGCUUUAUCUGCAAGGCACACCUUAUCCGACAUCAGAGAAUCCAUACUGGGGAAAGACCCUAUAAAUGUAAUGACUGUGGGAAGGCCUUCAGUCAGAAUUCCGUUCUGAUUAAGCACCAGAGGCGCCAUGCUAGAGAGAAACCCUGCAAUUGUCUAACCGCUCACUUUCUUGAACAUUAGCAAACACAUAAUAACGGUACUUGUUUGUAAUUCUUACGCACCAGGAACUCCGGAGACAAAACGAGGUGGUUGUCCACAGUUUGUUUUAACUCUAGUCACCAGUAUUAUCUUGCCCCUUCUGAACAGAUUCCCCUUGAUCUAGCAAGACCGGUCGUCCUGUUCUACCAUGUUCAUGCUAGGCAAAUUUUAGUUGAGUGUCUGCUCUGUCAGAUACUAUGCUAACCACUUUACAUACAAUCUUUAGUUUCUCUGAAUCCUGUUCAGGUGGGUACUCCUCAUUUUACAAAUGAGAAGUCUGGGGUUGAAAGAAGUUAUAAAACUCAUUCAAGGUCACUUAGCUAAUGUGUUAUGGAAUUGAGAUUGGAAGCAGGUCUAUCUGACUCUAGAUUUACUGUUCUUUAUUUGUGCACAUUUCUGCUGCUCAUUUCUAUUUGCUCAAGUUUCCCUAGGCUAAAAAUUUCCCUUCCUCAUCUAAGACCCAGCUCUCUCAGCCAAACAGAUCUCUUUUUCUCUUCUACUUGUCAUCAGUACUGUCCAAAUUGGUAUUUCACUAUGUGCUGUCUUAGAUUCUAAUGUCUUAUGUAAGUCCAGCUAAAUGGCUCUUUGAGGACCAACACUGUAUUUCUUUUAUGUUUUUUAAAUUUUGAAGCAUAUUUAUUUUUGACUAGCUAUAACAUGCUCAUGAUAAAAAAAAAAAAGUUGAAAUAGUUCAAAAAAGGAGACAGCCACUUUUACUGGUUUUGUGUGUUCCUGGAUGUAUUCUUUUUAUAUAUAAGUACUCAGCUUUCAUAAGUCUACCUCACUUAAAACCAUAUUUGCUGUAGAUAACAGUGCAGUUACAUUGCCAACUCCAGAACUUUCUUUCUUCCUCUGAGGUUGUGGUCCACCUUGAGGUCACCAAGGUAACUUAAGGAAAGUAGUGGAGGGUAGUCUGAGAUGUGCAGUCUUGAGACACCUGAUUCCUCUUGUGUUAGAAGAUAGCACUGUGGGACUGGGAAAAUGUAGGCUUUUGUUUUGUUUUCAUAAAAAUGUGUAUAGCUACAACCCUUCUCAUUGUUCCACUACCCCAAUGCAUUUCCAGGCUUUCCCUUCUAUUGUCAUGAUAUUACACAUUCCAGAGUAAGCUGGAGCUUCAGGCAGUAAGCUACUGACUGUUAGAGAAACAAAGGCCCUAUUCAGAGAAGAGUGCUGGACAAAACAGAUGAAAUUUACAUUCCAGACUUCACCUUUAGAGCCAAUUUUCAGUUUGCACUUUGCCUCUGCUCAUUAGGCAUUCCAUUUUAGAAGUUCCCUACCAGGUAAUGUAACUGUUGACUAAGGAGCAAGGAAGAGAAGCCAGAGGCUGGCUUGGACUAACCUAAUACUUCCCGAAAAUUACAAACAUACUAUCUAAUUGCUGAAGCCUAAAACCAUGUAGUAAGGAGAACUUGGCUUAGCAUAGUCCAGUUAGGUUAACCUCUAAUAAGCAUUGAAACUUUAGUACUACACAGAACCAAGGAAUGGAAAUGAGUGAUGUGAACAGGCAUUUGGGGGAAGUUUAUUAGGCAAAUAUCACUGAGCACCUGCUUAUAUGCAAAGCACUGUGCUAGGUGCUGCAUGAACAAUGGUAAGGCAGACCUGCUUCCUGCCUUUCUGGAACAUUCAUCUAGUGAGAAAGACCAAAUAGCAGCAACAAAAAAAAUCAAGUAAUUUAUUAAAAAAUUGCUAAGUGUUAUGAAGGAAAUGAAUGCAGCAGAGAGAGGGAAUGAUGGAGAGGGAGCCUCUUUAUAUAAAUGGUCAGGGAAGGCCUAGACUAAGAGGUAAUAUUAAAGCUAAAUCAGAAUAAGAAGAAGGCACAUGUAUCAAGAAUGGGAAGAACAACCGGCAGAGGGAACUGCUCUGCAGACUCUGAUGUGUGAAAGGUUUGGCAUGUUCAAGAAACCAAAAGUUUUGGGGGUAUAACAUAAUGAUCAAGAUUAGGAGAGGCAUAAGUUAAAUUUGUAGACACAGGUGGACCAGAUCAUUAAAUUCCAUCCUAAGUGAAAAGCCAUUAACGGGUAUUCAGUGGAGGAAUGACAUGUUGGAUUCACAUUUUAGGAUGAUUGCUGACUGAUAAGUAGCCAAUGGCCUGUAGAGGGAGGAAAGUGAAAGGAGACCAUGUUGGAGAUGGCUAGCAAUCCAGAUUGGAGAUGAUAAUGACUUGGAGUGGGUGGUGGUAGUAGAAAUGGAGAGAAAAUGUGUUUAAGAUACAAUUUGGAAAUAAAAAUCAGUGACCUGCUAACAGUGGAUGCAGGAGUGACAGAAUUAGGGAAAGCUUUCUGGUUUGUGGUUUGAGCAUUUAAUCUAAUUGAGAAUUAGACAGCAGACCACUUAUUGGAAUGAAUAAGAGUGGGAAUGGGUUUGGGGAAGGAGAAACUGAGAACUCUGUUAUGGAUUAACAUUUGAGAUAGGUAUGAGGCAUAUCAGUAGAAAUUUCAAGUGGUGGUUGUAUAUGUGGUCUAGAGCUCAGGGCUGGUCAUAUCUAGAUUUUUGCAACUGGAAGUCCUCAAAUGAGCAGAAGGUAUUUAAAGCCAUGGGAAGAAAUGAAUGAAAUCUCCUGGAGUUGCUCUACCAAACACAGCAGCCAGGGGCUAUAUGUAGGUAUUUAAAUUAGAUUUAAAUUAAUUUAGAUUUAGAUUUAAAUACCUAUAUGUAGGUAUUUAAAUUUUUCGGUUCUUAUAUUGACCAGAACAUACUGGAUAGUGUAGACCUAGAACAUUUUCAUCAUUUCAGAAAGUUCUAUUGGAUGGUACUGCCUCCAGCGAGUAUAGCAAAAUAUGAGAACCCAGGAUAGAGCCCUAUGACACACCAAUUCAGUAUGAUUGGUGACAAUUCAAUUGUUGACAUGACAAUUCAAUUCAAUUUAGGGAGUUGCACAGGUGGAAGUGCCAGGAAGAGAUACUAAGAACACUCAGUGAGAGAUUGGCGAUAUUACCAGUGGACACAUUACACAGGCACAGUUAAUAGAGGGUUGAAUGCUUGGACUAGUGCUACAAGGAGGUGAUCAUUAGAAUCCUAAAUAUUAAUAAGCUCCCAGAGUAAGGAUAUGUAUGCUAGAUGACAUCAGUAUCCUAAAAUGGGAGAGAGAUAAUGAAUAGAAGAGCAACCCAUAGAAAUGGAACCACAAAAGAGAAGAAACAGUUUGGAUUAAUGGAGGAGGAUCAUGGAAGUUAAUCAACCCUAGGAACUCUUUUCCUCAAAGAUGGAAAUAUUUGUAGGCAGAGUGGUGGAAUGGCAAGACAAAUUUUAGGAGUAUCGCAAUGAGAGAAUUACCAAAAUACAGCAAAAGAUGUGUAUUUCAGAGGGAUUAAGAAAUAGCAUGUAGAAAUGGAUGCCCCCUACUAAGAGAAUUCCUGACUAGUUUUCUCCUUACCAGAGCCCCAGAGACAGGUACUUGAAAGCCCUGAGCCAAUAUCAAAAGACCGUAGUCUGUGGUGAAGGAUUCAUAACAUGGAAGACCUUCCAAUUUGUAAUGACACUUCCCACGCAUCUCAAAGUCAGAAGAGGAAUGAAAUUAAUACUCACUUCCUAAAUUUUGGAGAAAUUUAAAUAUGAAAGAGAAAUUAGAAGUUUAAGAUACUUUUUGGUAAAUUGCAAUUAGCAAUAUAUUAAAAUCAAAAUUGAUUAUGGUAAAAUUUUGUCUUCAAAGUUUUCAAAAGUAGGAUCAGAAAGUGAGGAAAUGUAAAAAUAGGGUAUAGCGUCAUUCACACAUGAAAAUUAGCUGUUCUGUCCGGAAUCUCUUGGGGGUAACGAAUAAUAAAAUCCCUUCUGUUUUACAACUCAGAGGGAGCUACAGAGUUGUCUUAGAAGCAACUCAGUUGCAAACCAGUAUCUGCAAUUCUGAGCAUGUCUUUGUCAUGGUCAAGUCAGGGUCAAGUCAGGGUUCCAUAUUAUUCAUCUCUGAUUUGGUUCCCAGCAUCCAUUCUCCUUCUUUAUGGUGACAAUAACCCAAAUAAUCUUUGGAAAAACAUCCUUUCUCAGCCACGUGGUUUGGCCUCACCCCCAACUUUCUAAGCCCAGGUCUAUCAACUUGUCCUAUUUGGGUACAGAACCAAGGAGAUACGAGGAGAUAUUUAGUAGGCCUUCUGAAAGAGAGAGGAUUUUCUUUGAAAACAACCAAAGAAGACACUCUCUGUCCUCCUCUAUAUGAUAUGUAGGAAUAUAUGAGGUCUUGAACUAGGGAAACACUUUUUUUUUUUUUUUACUGUUAAAAGGACAAGUGAGGGGGGAGUCUGGAGCUUCCUGGUGUUAGCAUGUGGAGCCUGAGAAUGAAGGCAAUACCAAAGAAGAUAAUGGCAAACUAGAGGAAAAAGUGGGUCCCUGGUGACAUUGAGCCAGUAGUCCAAGCCUUACCUGAGAGAGACUUAACUCUGGGCUUUUCAGCUAUGUGAGCCAAAACACAUCUUUUGUUAAACCAGUUAAAUUUGGAUUUUCUGUCAUUUGCAAAUAGUCAUACCGAUAGAGGCUUGUAUUUGAAAGCAGUGGUUUCUAGUAUAGCACCUUAAUGUUUCAUUUUCUUUUGCUUAAAAGUCACACGAGCUGCUCAUUUGUAUAUCAUCUCAGUUGCUUGGAGUUUGAGUGGCUAAAUAGGCAUGCCCCGUGCCUUAAACUUAAUUUCAUGGAUACCACUAGCCAUAUUUUGUCAUACCUCAGCAUACCUUCCAAAUGUGAAUAUAAUACUCUCCAUUCCAGAUUCUCUAGUGGAUAACUUCCUGUCUUCUUUGACAUAUUUUCUAGGCGCCCCUACCCGACCUAUGUGAAUUUGGGGUUUGCCAUGUCACCUAUAUUUUAAGUUGGUUUCUUGUGAAAUAAUCGGGUAUUUUUCGUA